GAUGCGGUCUGCUGGUUCGUGUUUACUGGCGAUUACUUUGAGCGUAAUCGGCGUAUUCGCGAUGGUUGUGUGUCAUUCUGUGCAAAUCUUCGUACGUUCGAUUGUGCUUUGACGUGCGGACAUGAGCGGUGUCGACUCGUUCGCGAAGAGCGAUGAAAACGAGGCGCAGUCCUUGGCGUUCAAGUUGCAGCUGAUGAACACUGGCGAGUUUGGUAGCGAGGAGUUCUCCCUUGAUGCUGUCCGAAGACUUCAUCGUCAAGUGCAGUACGCUAGAGCGUCCGGCGUAAUUUCUGAACCUUGUGAAAGCUUGCUGUUGAAUCAUUUUGCUGAAAGAGGAAACAGACAUGUAGAUAGUUUGGAUGGCCUCAACAACUUCUCAAGUGCUGUUACCCACUCUGCACAGACUUCAAAAAAAGAUGCUGACCAGUGGCAAUCACAGCUUGUGAAACUGAGUGAUGAGGAGCUUUUAAAAUUCCUGCCUGAAGCCGCCGGCAAUGUCAAGCCUGGAGGGGACGAUGCCAGAGACGAAUACGAAGUCCUUGUCGAAAUGAUGAAACGAAAGCCUCUUGUGCCGAAAAGGUUGGGCAGUGUGCCGGACAGGAGCGAGACUUCCCGACCUUUGAGGGAAGUGCAAGCGGCCAGCGCAGCAGAGUUGCCUCCGAGAAACAUGUCGGCCAAUGGUGCAGCUCCACUGUCGAAAUACUUUGCUGAGAGCUCCAGACGAAAUGCCGGGGAACCUCGGUUUAAGAGCAGCGUUCAUCAGAAGGGAAGACCAAACCCAUCAGGAAGUGCGCCAUCCGGUGCCCCCACCUUUCUUACUGCCAGGGAACAAUUGCAAUUCGAGCAGCAGAAGAACAAUGGAGGGCAGGGCCGUAGUUGCGGCACGAAAACACUGGGAGGAAAGAGAACCCUGACCAGCCAAUUUGUUCAGCCUUUACUUCGACCAAACGGAAGCAAUGCUGCUAGCCCUUCAGUUGGGUCCAGUGUUAAUAGCUGCAAUGAUGGCAUGGAAGAGUGUGAAGCACUGAAGAACAUAGACGCUAAGCUCAUUGAACUCGUCAAAAGCGAGAUAAUGGACAAUGGCCCAGGCAUUCACUGGGAUGAUAUAGCUGGCCUGGAGUUCGCUAAGCAGAGUGUCAAGGAAAUGGUGGUUUGGCCAAUGUUGAGACCCGACAUCUUCACAGGUCUGAGGCAGCCUCCCAAAGGACUGCUCCUUUUUGGUCCUCCGGGAACAGGCAAGACGUUGAUAGGCAAAUGCAUUGCUUCCCAGGCCGGAGCAACAUUCUUCUGCAUCAGCGCCUCUUCCCUGACAUCAAAAUGGGUUGGUGAAGGGGAGAAGAUGGUGAGAGCACUGUUUGCCGUAGCAAGGAGUUGCCAGCCCGCUGUAGUGUUCAUAGACGAAAUUGACUCUCUUCUCUCGCAACGCUGUGAAAGCGAGCACGAGUCCUCGCGACGCAUUAAGACGGAGUUCCUCGUGCAGCUGGAUGGAGCCAGCACAAAAGGGGAUGAGCGACUUCUCAUUGUAGGUGCCACGAACAGGCCUAAAGAGCUUGACGAGGCAGCUCGGCGACGUUUGGCGAAGCGCCUGUACAUCCCUCUGCCUGAAAAGGCAGCCCGGCGGCAGAUGGUGUGUCGCCUGCUGGCUCAGGUGAAGCACUGCCUCAGCGACGAGGACAUCGACACCGUGGUAUCAUUGACCCAGGGCUACUCGGGUGCAGACAUGGCCCAGCUAUGCAAGGAGGCUGCCUUGGGGCCCAUCCGGAGCCUCAGCUUUGAGACGCUUCAGCACAUCACAGCACAGCAGGUUCGCCCAGUGUCAUUCAAAGACUUUGAAGAAGCAUUGUGCCAAGUGAGGGCUAGCGUCUCCCAAGACGACCUCCAUGGCUACAUAGAGUGGAACUCAAUGUACGGCAGCACCCCAGCAGUUCCAGCGACUGACUAGACUGCGUGCGCUAGCGACAUUACAGUUGGCAAGAGCUUAUGCCUGUACUAUCGCGCUCAGCAUCAACUACAUCACGAGAGUGCAUGGCGCCAACCGUAACAUGUUUUCGUGUUAUCAGGGGAGGGUUUCGCUGUUCCUGCGAGUGUGCAUCGCCUCCACUUGCUUUCACUCUCGCCCUCGUUUUGCGCUGUGGUGAUAUCAGCUUCGAAAAUGAUAACUUCGAGGGUGAAAGCAAGCAAGUGGGGGCAAUGCACACUCGCAGGAAAAGUCAAACUCUCCUAAUAACUUGAAAAUAUGCCACGAUCGAUGCCACUGCACAACCUUGCAGUGCGCUCGUGUGGCCAAGCUCAUAGUGGGCGCGAUAGUACAUAUAUAUACAUAUAUACAAAUAAAGAUGUGAUGUUCUUGCGUCGGAACUAUGACACAAGAGU
Molecule: messenger RNA, 2373 nt
Organism: Rhipicephalus sanguineus (brown dog tick)
Lineage: Eukaryota; Metazoa; Arthropoda; Arachnida; Ixodida; Ixodidae
Product: fidgetin-like protein 1
Exons: 15
Coding region: 122-1942 (606 amino acids)
Molecular function (GO): microtubule severing ATPase activity; ATP binding; ATP hydrolysis activity
Source: RefSeq, a predicted model, not a curated record